Messenger RNA from Lachancea dasiensis, 2013 nucleotides. The record is from the annotation of a GenBank genome assembly. Lineage: Eukaryota; Fungi; Ascomycota; Saccharomycetes; Saccharomycetales; Saccharomycetaceae.
AUGAUUUCAUGGAGGCCUCGGUUACAAUACCUCAAAUGUAAAAGGAGACCAAGCUAUACAAACGGAGACAAGGGCAAGGCCAAAAUAACAAAGAUGAGCACCGAUUCGACAACUCCAGUCGAAGAAUGGCUCACUGUCGGCAGGCUGGAUGCCUCAUUAGCACUCCUGACAACAAAAAAUCACCACGUAAUUGAAUUUCCAACUAUGCUUCUGCCGGAUAACGUUAAAGCUGGAUCCAUCGUCAGGAUCCAAGUCUCUGAAGAUCAUGAUCUGGAACAGCAGGAGUUUGAAAAGUUCCAAUCACUUCAAAAUGAGAUCUUAGAGAAAUACGGAACUCGAAGACCCCAGAGUCCGGUGUUGAAAAGUAUUAACGUCACACAAACCAGUGGUGUUUUGGGAUGGGAGCCCAUAGAGUUAGGCUCUGCCCAGCUGAAGUCACUAGUCCUUUAUAAAGACGGAGUACGGUCUUUAAUGAUACCCAAUCCCUUCAAAACUACCGCCACUAAGAUCUCGGGGCUAUCCGUGGACAGCCAGUAUACGUUUCAGCUCAAAUUGAGCACAACUUCAGGAGACCUCUGGUCAGAUAAAGUUGUCCUUCAAACGCAUAAGAUGACCGAUAUGUCGGGGAUAACUGCAUGUUUGGGUGCACUUGAAGGCAUCGAAGGGAUUACAAAAAGACAUAUCGAGUCGAGUCUGCAAAACAUUGGGGCGAAACCUUUACAGUCGCAUGUAACUAUCGACACGACGCAUUUCAUUACAAAUGACAAUGACAACGAAGAUGCUGAACUUCAAAAGGCAAAGCAGAGUAACAUUCCGGUGGUAAGGCCCGAGUGGGUCCGCGCCUGCGAACUUGAAAGACGAAUUGUUGGUGUUCGUGGCUUCUAUCUGGACGCCGAUGCCAGCAAUUUGGAAAGCUAUAAAUUUUUGAAGCUCCCUUCUUUGAACGAAGCAGCAAAUGGGGAAAAUAAGGUGAAAGAACCUCCAGAGAUUUCUCGUGAAGCGAACACACCGGCCCCUAGUAUUGGGGCUCAGGGUAGCUUAUCCGCAGUUUCGACUGGAAUUUCAAAUACAGCAGUAAAAAGCGAUGCUGAAGUAAUUUCUGCGGUUCCCUCUGCGACAGUAGAACAACCACAAAUAGCUGAAGAACCGGAAGCUUCCAACAUAGUUGAGAAACUUGAAGACGUGCCCCAAGAGGCAGGCGAUCCAGCCAGCGACGGCAACAGUCCUACGUUAACCUCUGAAAUCCCCAACACCGAAGACGUUGCGGGAGACGAACAAUUGAACGAGACGCAAGAAACUGUUUCGCUAACUCAACAGCCAGCAAUCCAGGAAACUGCGGUGGACUCUGCGGUGGACGUUGGUGGAACUCCAGAAGUAGAAGAGCCUAUCGUGGAUCAAAAAGAAGAAGCUAGCGCUUCUGAGCCCGAUAUCGUCCCAGACUCGAACGGACGGGAGGUGCCUCUCCAAAUAAAUAGUUCGGAAACCAUCACAACACCGGAGGGGAGUAGCACAGCCCACAAGGUCGAAGUGGCUGAAGAUAUACUAUCCACCAAUAGUGCCACCGCUAAUGCUGCUGAAGAUGUGGUGCCGACGAAUACCGACCCUGUUGAUCCAUCCUCUACGGCAGAGCCAUCGGAGAAGAACGAGGAAAGCGACCAUGCCGAAGAAACUGCUCAGACUGAAGGUUUGGGCCCAACAGAUAAAGCGAAUGAAACCCCAGAAUCUCUGGAGAAAGAUUUGAUCGCGGAAGUUUCCGAAAUGCAUGAUCUACCAUUACAGGCCGAAUCCCCCAAGGCUGUGCCAGCGGAGACGGACACGCUUCCAGAGAACCCUCAAGAGGCUGUGAAUGACGAAGCAAAUGAAAAUGAAGUUGAUGAUGACGAUGACGAUGAAAAGGCGAUUGAGAGCACACCAGAGGCUGGAGAGUCGACGAUCCCGGACACCACAAAUGGCAACACUCCUAGCAGUUCGAAGAAGAAGAAAAAGAAGAGUAAGAAGAAAAAUAAGAAGUAA